Messenger RNA from Cylindrotheca closterium, 4482 nucleotides. The record is from the annotation of a GenBank genome assembly. NCBI's taxonomy places the organism in Eukaryota, Bacillariophyta, Bacillariophyceae, Bacillariales, Bacillariaceae.
AUGAACAAAGCGAAUUUCAUUCGUCGCGACAAGCAGCAUUCUGCGGUCACAAUGGCUGCCUAUUACACCUUUGGCAUCGUCCAUGAGCUAGCGCAUCUACUAGCUGCAGAAUCCGUAAAUUUGAUGGCUGCAACUCAAGGAGAACCUGUGAAUCAAACUGGCAACAUUUGCUGGGAUAACCUUUUCUCCAUUUUCAUUGACCGACAAGUUCACAUUCACAUUCAUAUUCACACCGACGACGUCGACAUGACUAGGCAUCAAGAAAUGUUCGUCCGACAUACCGGAUGGAUUGUCAGUCUUCUACUUGCUUACUUCGUCUGCCGUCGAUUUGGAACAUCUUCGGCUAUCAGUAUGGCAGCUAUCAUUACCGCCGUUGAAGGUCUCUUGACUGACCUCUGCGGUUUCGGUCAAUUGCUUCCAUUUGGAAAUUCCAACACAAACACACUUUCAGGAACAACAUUUUUCUGUGGUAAUUUUGGUGUUCUCUUGUUGCACCAUUGGUGGCUGACCAACAAAGGAAAGAAAUCCGCCCUAGACUGUCUCGAGCAAAUGGUCAGUAUCACCAUGAUGCGAGGUGCGCAGUCGGGAGGAGUCGUCACGUAUGUUCCUAACGGAAAGAACAACAUGAAGGCCAUCCGUACAAGAGUCGUCAAUGGUAAACGAACGGACCUAUCCAAACAAGUGCGAAGCGAAGUACAAAAAACUUUCAAACCAAGACCUGGAACAGAUGCUGUUCUUCUCGCUGGUCAUACCCGAUUCGCUACUUCGUCAAAGGCCAGUCUUUCUGGAACACAUCCCCAUCGGUGGUCUCCUGGUAGCUGGAAACGAGUGUACAACUGGUCGACAAAUCGAGUGGAAAAGACAUGGGUGGAGAACUUUAUUACUCACAAUGGAGACUUUGACUUUUUGGCAAUCCGAGGUCAGACGUAUGAUUUGGAAGCGAUCCAACGUUGGCUUAGCGUGACGACCGGAACACCAACACCAGCAGUGGUCGACUCUUGUGCCGUUGCAGGUAUCUUGGAUCUAUUGAGAGCGAAAGGAUGUUUUGCUUUGUCGAUUCGAUAUGCCAUUUGUUUCGGUAAUUUCGAAAAGGGGACGAAUUCCAAAAUGGCCCAGAUUCUUUCUGGGAGUACAUCUGACCCGAAUGACUUUCCGAUUUAUAGUGAUCUGGAGAAGAUUGGUACGAUCUUUGAAAAGGUCCUUGACGACCUUUUAGCAAAGCCAGAGCUCGAGGCACGUGGUGGGAAGAAGUGUCAGUCCUUGGCAGAUAUUGAAGACAGUGUGACAGCUCGUACGAUGCUUGCUGGAAAGAUCUGCCGAUCUAUUGGUACUCGUAGCAUGAGUGCCAUGAAGCCUAUUGCCAGCUUUGUAGACCUAUUGCAAACCGAAUAUGAAGUGAACGAUGCUGACGAGGAGGCACUCGAUUAUACAAGCUCCCGUCUUUUUGCCUUCUGCAUGAUGACGGUGAAUGCCUUCUUCGACAACGACCUCUUCCAAAGUACAAAGCUAUUCUUGGAAAAUGCCAAAGGGUCUUUCGGUCUUUCCACAUCCAGCACCCUUGAUGCUGAUCAUCAAAUUUGCUUUGCGGCUCGUGGUCAGACUCUAUCAGUUUCGUUCUAUCCCAGCAAGGGCAUUGUUUGCUUUGGUUCCGAACAAGCCGCCACUAAAGCAGGAAUGAAUGCCAUUUUUGGUGGAAGCGACAUGAAAGAACAUGGCGAGUGGCAUCGACUUGAUCUUGAUGACCUGGGAGGUGAGAUCGCCGUCCUCGAUUGGGGAUCGUCCAAGUCAGCAGUGUCCAAGCCCAACCGUCAUUUGGAAUCUCACAGCAUGAUGGGUGGGAAACUUCGACUGGUACUGCACCAAGAAUCAAAGAGUUUGUCCACGGAUGGUGAAAUUUAUCACAGAAUGACCCAACUCUCCGACAACGUGCUGAUCAAGGCUCCUCAGAGCUCAAAGAGUGGAGGCUCAAAACCAGACCUGGUCCUUUCAGAUAUCGAAUCGAUUCCGGGCGUCAUCAAGAAUAUUCAAGACUCUUGGCACUCAUCUAACGCUAGCAUUAGCAUGAACCGACUCACAGCACACACUUUUUCUUCUUGUUUGAGGGAAAGAUUGAGGGAGCAUGUGAAGGGUAAUGUGGCUCCAAAGGCUGUCGAUAUUCUUCUGACAGGAUGUGAGGUAUCAUUGUGGCUUGCAGAACAGUUUGCUGCCGACCUGCAAAAGUGCUUUCCAAAGCUCAACAUUGAAGCCAUCAGUAGUAACAAGCUGCUGGGACUUUUUGGACAAGAUCUUUCGAUUCCAGCAACAGGAUUCAAGUAUUCAGCAAAGACAACCAACUUGAACGACUCUAUCGUAAUAAUUGUGAGCCACAGUGGUGGUACAUUUGCUCCAUUGGCAUGCUCCAAUCUCUUGCAGAGUGCUACGCAAAACAUUUUUGUGGUGACAUCCGAAUGGGAUACUCAGAUUGGAAAGCAGCUUCGUGCGAUGGACGCAGACGAUAACGACCAUGCUACAUGCCGAAUCUUUUCGACAGAGAUUGGCGUUAGACCUGCAGAACCAUGCUCGGUUUCGGUUGCAGGCACACAUCAGCUCUUGACAAGUUUGCUCCAGUACAUCAGCGUUGUGAUUUUGAGUGAUCCAACCUUUCUCCGUGUGACUGGCGCCGUCAUUACGGAACAAGACAUCAAGAUACUGGAACGAUGCAGCCAUAUGAACGUUGAAGCUUUGAGUGAAAUUACAGGAUCAAGCUCAUUCGGUUAUGCUUUGGACAGAAAGACAAAAAUACAGAACCAUCUUCACUCCGCAGGUGACUUGUGGGCAGAACACAUUUUGGAAAACGCAAGAGCUUACAUUAUGAGUUUUGUCUACGUAUUUGUCACUGUAACGGCUGGCUACCCUUUGUUAUCGUUCGUCGCUGGGAUGGCUGGUCUCGAUAUGGGCAAUAGUCCAUGGGCGUAUGCAGUUCGAUUUUUGGAUGCUGCGCUGUACUUCUGGCUACCACAGAUCAAUAUUAUCUUGAUUCGCUUGAUUCAAGGACGGGAAUUGAAGCAUAGAAUGGUUGGAAGAACUGUUGUUAUUGGCGAUAUCCCAUGGGUCGCCCAAUCUGCAGAAGCUUUCCUCAGUAAGAUCUUUGCCGUUUCGUACAGUAUUGCCGGUGUGAACGUCUUGAGUGGCAACCCUUGUGAUCACUUGGUUCAUCGCCACACUCACCGAGUCGUUCGAGGGGCGCUUGCAAUCUUUGGAAGGCCAGAUGGUCGUCUAUCAGCUCUCUCGACAGCAGAAGCAUCCGUUUGUUUGUCUGUGAACCAGGCUAGUAGCAUUCAAAGUCUCGGAGGAACUUGCGAGAGUAUCACGAUCGGUCAUAACCCUUUCAAAUUGGAUCUAUCAAAGAAUGGCAUAUUCUUGAAGCGACACCGGCCGCUGUUCCUCUGCGAACGCUUGUUGAUCGAGAGUGAUGCUGAUCAAGAGAAAUUGGCAGCGUCGCAAAGACUUGGGCCAAUUCCAGAAAGCACAUCGAAAUGGAGGAUCUCCAUUGUCAGUGAAAUUAAAAAGGUCUUCUUACGCCGGCGCCAUGAAGACACUGUGGGCCGCUCGAUCCAUUCCAUUCUCGAUUGCAGUAUUUCCGUUAAAAGACCACAUCGUCGAUCAGCCCCUGCAUUGCUUGGAGCAUACUUGAACAUCGAAGAAAACGAGUUUUUCAGUGCAGACAGCGAAGAUAAGUCAGAGGAUGGCAAUGAAGAAGACAAGAUUACUGUGGCUGACGUUGUGGCUGAAGAAAUAUCAAGUCACAAAUGGUCCUCUGAAGUCCGACGUAUCUUUGAAACCUUGGAUGACAAUAGUGACGGCAUCUUGAGUCGAGCUGAGUUCAUUCGUGGAUCAAUCAAACUCAACCCGAAGCUCUCAGAAGAAGAGGCAGAGCUAAUGUUCCGGGAGGCAGAUCGAGACUCCAGUGGAAAUAUCAGUAUUGACGAAUUCACGCAGUUCAUUGCCGGAACUGAAUCUGGGUUGACAUUGAAGGCACCAGCAAGUCAUCGUGAUCACCGGGGUAUAAUUCAAGUUGAAAUGUCCAACGAAAAAUUCUUUGGCGAAGAUAUCCGGAGGUUGAAUGCUGCAAGAGACAAGAAGGAUGUCGACUUUGUGCUUGCCCGAAGCCAGCACCUCUGCCAGGAGUUGUAUGAAAGUCGAGUUGCGUCCCUUCAACGAUUUGUCUCCAUGACUGUCAUGUUCCAUCACAUGGGACGACGAGUUGAAAACUUCUUUUCCAACAUCAGUUUUGGACUUUUGGGGUACCGAAUUGAUCGUACGCACAGCAUCAUGCGCAUUGCAACCACUGCAUCUCCCGUCAGUGGAUCUGAUGUUCGUCACCGCAUGGAGCACAUGCGUUUGGUGAAGAAGGUGAAGCGUUCGUUGGAUGUGAUUUCUUCAGCUUGGCUGCGAUAUCGCAAGCAAAAGAACGAUUUGUCGACCUCCAUCCGUCAAUCUUGA